UUCAGGUUUAAUGGUUCGAGAAGCCGUUACCUAAGGCCCAUAUGACGCACUGCAAAUAGGUCCGUAGUUAUUAUAUAUGAAAACUCUUAAAUUCUUUUUUCUUUUGAAAGAGGGGUGUUCAUAUUAUUUGUUUGUUCCUAAAACCCUACCAAAAUCUCAGCAUUUAAGUCCUAAGACCCUGCAAAUCGGGCCUUCCAGAGGAACAAGCUGCGGUAGGGCGACAUGGAACCGGAGAUGGUGAUUGCGUCAUCUUCAGUCGACGCCGGCAUAGGCUGCUGGGACCUCAAGACGGGUGCUAAGCAGUCGCUCCAUUACAAAUCCUGCGCCUCCACUCGCCACGGCCUUUCCGCCGUCGGCAGCCGCUUCCUCGCUUCUUCUCAGCUUCGAGACCCUAAGCUCGCUUCUGGUUUCAUUUACUACUGGUCUUGGUCCAAGCCGGGAGUGGAAGUGAAGAGCUUUGUGGAGGAGCCCAUAAAGCCUAUAGCUGCUAAUCGUGAAGGGACAUACCUUGUUGGUGGAGGGAUUUCCGGAAAGAUCCCCGGAAACAUAUAUCUUUGGGAGGUUGCUACUGGUAGAUUGCUUAAGAAAUGGCGUGGGCAUCUCCGGCAGGUCACUUGUCUGGUAUUCAAUGACGACGAUUCGCUUUUGGUUUCUGGGUCGGAGGAUGGCUCUGUCAAAGUGUGGGCACUUUUGAAGAUGCUUGAUGAUCAACAAACAGACGAUCCAUACUUGUAUAGCUUUGCAGAGCACACUUUGCCUAUAACUGACUUGGUGAUAGGUUAUGGAGGAUGGAACGCAGUUAUCGUUUCUGCCUCUGAGGACCGAACUUGUAAGGUAUGGAGCCUCUCUAAGGGUGAAUUGUUGAGAAGUGUUGUGUUUCCAUGCAUAAUCAAUGCAAUAGUCUUGGACCCUGGGGAAACUGUCUUCUAUGCUGGUGGUAAAGACGGGAAGAUAUAUUUGACUGCUCUUAGUGCUAGUAGCUCCUCCAGCAAAAGUCCUUGGUUGCACAUCAUCGGUUCAUUGUCUAGUGGAAGUAAGAACUUGAACGAGGCUGUGACUUCCUUAGCAUACAGUACCAGUAAAAACUGGUUGCUUGCUGGAUCAGAGGAUGGAUCAAUUCGAAUUUGGGACCCCAAGAACAUGAGCCUCAUUCGCGGGUUCAAUCAUGAAAAAGGUCCAGUGAACAAUCUCCAGGUCAUAAGGCGACGGAAGUCUUCACUACCACCCAAACUGUGGACACCCCAAAAUACUAAAGAUGCCGAUUCACCCACUGAGGCAAUCAUUACCUUGCCGCAUAUCAACAAUAAUCUUCUUGAUGCUGCAUAUGUCACCUCUCAAUUGAUCAACGACCAACUCAAAGAACUUCAGCAAAAGGGUUCUUCAACUGCGGCUGAGAUGGGAGUGGCAAAGCUGAAGCAUGAUCUUGCAGAGUCUAGACAAAUGACGAAGAGAUUGAAGAAAACUCACGACCUUCUGCAUGAAUUCUGCAUUGACGAGCUAUUGGAGGGUAAUCGCCCCUCAAAAGGGUAGUGUUGAUCAGGCUCUUUAGUAAUGAGCUCGCAAGUAAAUCUCUUUUGGAUGCUUAAGCUAGGUAGUUACUGUAGCUGUUAGUUUCGUUCAUUUCAUCUCUGUUUUUACGAUUGGUAUUUAUUUACAAUUCAAACCGUACUCUGAGUGAUGAGCUAAACUCAAUGGCAGUUAAUCAGUUGUAUAGGAAGAAUUUGCUUGUUUUGCAAGGACCUGCAUUCUCCAGGUGUGGACGUGUGGUGAUGUCUAGUAUAUAGUUAAUCUAUUGUGUUAAUGCUGGAAAUAUCUA
This is a messenger RNA of Linum tenue, 1816 nucleotides long. NCBI's taxonomy places the organism in Eukaryota, Viridiplantae, Streptophyta, Magnoliopsida, Malpighiales, Linaceae. The record is from the annotation of a GenBank genome assembly.